ACACAGCACACACAUGUGCUGCAUGAUCUUGCAGUGACAGGAUUGAUCAUUUACUGGCUAUUGGGAAAGCAGCAGAGAACCUUGGAGCCACUAUUAACCACCAAGAGCAGCAUUUGCUCGCACUUUGUACAAAAUGGAGAAGUUAACAGGCACGCUGGCUCUGGCUGUGUUCACAGCUGCACUAGGCUCUCUACAGAUAGGAUACAGCCUGGGUGUCAUCAAUGCCCCACAGAAGGUCAUUGAGAAGCACUAUGCCAAGUCUCUAGGUGUAUAUAAUAAAAAACUGACCUGGAGUGAUGGAGGCAACUUUACAGAACAUGAAAAUCAAACUCAUCCCUCUGUGGUCAUGUACUGGUCACUCUCUGUUGCUGUCUUCUCCAUUGGAGGCAUGGUGUCCUCCUUUCUAGUGGGUUUUGUCAGUGACUUCCGUGGAAGGAUCAAAGGCAUGCUGGCUAUAAACCUUCUAGCCAUAACAGCAGGGCUGCUAAUGGGCCUGGCAAAGAUGGGCACACCUCACCUAAUGGUGAUAGCAGGACGUGCUAUCAUGGGACUGUACUGUGGCUUGACAUCUGGUCUUGUGCCCAUGUACAUUGGAGAGAUUUCUCCAGUGAAGUACAGAGGGGCUUUGGGAACACUCCACCAGCUGGCUCUUGUAAUUGGCAUACUUCUUAGCCAAGUCAUUGGUCUGGAGUUCCUGCUAGGAAAUGAUGACAUGUGGCCUGUGUUGCUGGGUCUAUCUGGUGCUCCAGCCAUCCUGCAGUGUCUACUGCUACUUCUGUGUCCAGAGAGCCCUCGUUACCUCUACAUCAAACUGGGCAAAAAGGAAGAGGCAUGCAAGAGUUUGAAAAGGCUAAAAGGGGAUUACGACAACUCAAAGGACAUAGCAGAGAUGCAGGCAGAGAAGGAGGAGGCCAUGAAAGAGGCCAAAGUGUCCAUCCUGAGGCUGCUCCGUGCCUCUGUAUAUCGGCGGCAGCUCUUUGUGGCCCUGAUGAUGCAUUUAUCCCAGCAGUUCUCUGGGAUUAACGCUAUUUUUUAUUACUCAACUUCGAUCUUCCAGACAGCAGGGGUCGGUCAGCCUGUGUAUGCCACUAUUGGAGUGGGAGUUAUAAACAUCAUUUUCACCCUUGUGUCGGUGGUUUUGGUGGACAGGGCAGGCAGGAGAACCCUCACUUUGAUUGGAUUAGGAGGAAUGUGUUGCUGUGCUGUGGCCAUGACUGUGGGCCUGGCCUUUCAGGAGGCUUAUUCAUGGAUGAGCUACCUCAGCAUGGCGGCCAUAUUCCUGUUUGUGUCUUUCUUUGAAAUCGGACCAGGACCAAUCCCGUGGUUCAUUGUUGCUGAGCUCUUCAGUCAGGGGCCACGUCCAGCAGCCAUUGCAUUAGCUGGAUGCUUCAACUGGACAAGCAAUUUCAUUAUUGGCAUGUUUUUCCCUUAUUUAGAGGAGGUUUGUGGGAGCUAUGUCUUCAUCAUUUUUGCAGUACUCCUCUUUGGUUUCACCAUUUUCAUCUACUUACAUGUACCUGAAACAAAGGGGAAGACUUUUGAGGAGAUAGCAGCUGUCUUCCAGCACAAACGAGGAGCCUCCCCAUCCAAAUCCCAAGUUGAGACUGAGAUGGUGCAGCUCAAGAGCUCUGCAGAGGCCUGAGCGGGCCUUUAGACAAAACUAGAUUCUUAUGGAAACUGGAGGGAAUGAAGGAUGUUACUGCUUUCACAGAACUCACCUGUUAGGAGAGAGAAUUCAUAGGGCCUCAUAAUAAGAGCUCGUCUAGAAACAGGAAAACAGAUUAUCUAAACACAACAGCAUAAUUAUUAGAGGUUGCACAACAUGAACAACAUAGACUUGACCUUUGUGCAUCUUGUGUUGAAUUUAUGGAGACAUAUGGAUUAGAUAAAUAUUUUAUAUUUUCAAUGUUAUACAUCUGUUAAAUACUGUAAAACACAAUUUUAACUUUAGUAAUUAUAUUGAAAUAUAUGAAUUUUAAAAUCGGAGCAUACCAUCUUAUGUGGUCCCUAAUGAUGCAAAAGUGCAGAAGUUUAAACUUUGUGGUGUUUGGAUGUGUAAUAUGAAAGAUUAUAGAAACCUUGAUAAAUUACAUAAUGUGAGAAUUAUAUGAGGGAUAUUUAAAAUUAAGCUAUAUGGGAACAUUGGCUACAGUUAUUUUGUGCAGUGAGAUAUUGUUCCAUUUCAGGAUUACAAUUUGUUGUAUUCUGUGUUUGCCUUUUUUAAAAUGUGAAUACAUAUGGAAAACGAAAAAAGUUUGUUACUGUGUUAUUGUAUUUAUUUUUAA
This is a messenger RNA of Myxocyprinus asiaticus (Chinese sucker), 2285 nucleotides long. RefSeq names its product solute carrier family 2 member 2 (gene slc2a2). The record is from RefSeq and is a predicted model, not a curated record. Gene Ontology annotation, cellular component: membrane; brush border. NCBI's taxonomy places the organism in Eukaryota, Metazoa, Chordata, Actinopteri, Cypriniformes, Catostomidae. The transcript has 11 exons. Bases 134 to 1642 code for a protein of 502 amino acids. Gene Ontology annotation, biological process: monosaccharide transmembrane transport. Gene Ontology annotation, molecular function: hexose transmembrane transporter activity.